AUGUAUGGUUCCAAAGUCCAUGAUGCAACAUAUUGGCAACCCCAUAGUCAACCACAGACAAUCAUGGGGCUUUUAUAGGCAAUCAUAGGCAAUCAUAGGCCGGUAUAAACAAUCCCAUAGGUUGGGGUAGUCCCAUCUCUCCACUAUGCACCAACAUGAUAUGAUAGACUCCGUUAUAAUAGCACCGUAAACUCCGCUUUUGGGCGAGUCGGAGCCAGUCAGAGCCAAUCAUGCCAGAUAAGAGCCAGAAGUGGCAGCUUAAGCUCAAUAUUCCCAGCUCACAUCAGACGUCGUAAAUGACUUGCUGCCAGCCGAUUUUCACUUGCUUCCGGAUGCCCGUCAUUGCCAGUCCACCACAGCUGUAAAGUAGAGCGACAAACCGCACGAUUCUAGAAAUAGAGCCGAAUUGUGCUGUAAGGACAAGUGCUUUAUACCCUCUUACAUCUCCUCCAGUACAUGCACAUACAUGUCCAGUUACAUACAAUCCAUAGAGUAAAGUACAUGCAAGCCAUAAUACUCUCUGUACACAGCCAAACCAAAACAUACAGCCAACCAGCACGAGCCAACCCAAACCCUCCCACCUCCCACACAUCUCGUCACCUCACCACCCCACUUCAACAUCCCUCCUCUCUCUUACGCUUCUACCCUCCCCACGCUUCUACGACUUCAAAACACUACAGCCUCCUCUCCUCUCUCUCCCGCCUCAAUCCAAUACAGAAUUGACCUGGAUAUCCUUCUUCUACGACCCGACCCUUUCCUUUUCUUCACCGCUGUUACUCUAUCGAAAACGCUACCCGGAGCUCGCAUCCAGACCCGAAACGACACCACAGCGUCAUUGCUGUUCAGCAUCAUUAUCACCCAAUUUAUUCCUAACACUGGCUGAACCUCGAUAUUCAAUAUCCAACAAUAGCGAUCAAAUUCACCCAAUUGAUUACUCCAGGCUGCGCAGUCCACACUGGGACUGAACUGGCCAAACCCGCUUCAUACGUAUUGGCGUAAACGUCUGUCUGCGACACAUUGGUCUCAGCGAUCGGCAAACAACUACUGUUGACGGCCAUUAUCUGCUCCCAAAUUCAACGCCAGAUUGGCAACUUCGUGCCUUGCUCAGGAAAUCUCACUACUCUAUGCCGGCACUCGGCUUCCUCAAAAAGAUUCGGACGAAGGACGCGCCUGGACCCGACGGUGCGGCUACGAAUGCGAACGACGCGGUAGAGCAGUCCACAACACCCGCUGCAGGCCAUAACUUCACCAAAACUGGCACAGCUGGGCAGGAACCGCAAGGCCAGAAGCCCCAGGAAAUCCCAGUAACUGCAACUAAAGCGAACCAGACGACCGCCAACGGAGUCCCGAUGACGCCAGGGACGGACUACCAACAGUAUGCGCCUUCACCUCAAACUCAGCCACAGGAAGAGAAGAAGCAUUACCUACCUCACAUCCACAACUUAAUACAUCCCAACCAAAAUGAAAACACUGGCCAGACAAUGACAAACCAGGCUGCCCCAGCAGGAGCGGUAGCGCAGCAGCAAGCCAGAAGUACCAAGGGCAAGUACAGCUUGACGGAUUUCGAUCUCCGGCGAACUCUUGGUACCGGAAGUUUUGGGCGUGUUCAUCUCGUGCAAUCAAAACAUAAUCAAAGGUAUUAUGCUGUUAAAGUAUUGAAGAAGGCCCAGGUGGUCAAGAUGAAGCAGGUUGAGCAUACCAAUGAUGAGCGCCUGAUGCUCCAGGAAGUCAAGCAUCCAUUUUUGAUAACGCUGUGGGGAACAUUCCAAGACUCCAAGAAUAUCUACAUGGUCAUGGACUUCGUCGAAGGUGGUGAACUGUUUUCGCUCCUCAGAAAGUCGCAGAGGUUUCCCAACCCCGUGGCUAAGUUUUAUGCUGCCGAAGUUACUCUCGCCCUGGAAUACUUGCACUCAAAGGACAUCAUUUACCGAGACUUGAAGCCCGAAAAUUUACUUCUGGAUCGCCAUGGACAUCUCAAGAUCACUGAUUUUGGAUUUGCGAAGAGAGUACCAGAUAUCACGUGGACUCUUUGUGGGACACCUGACUACUUGGCUCCAGAAGUGGUUUCCAGCAAAGGAUACAACAAAUCUGUCGACUGGUGGUCUCUUGGGAUCCUGAUUUUCGAAAUGCUUUGUGGAUAUACUCCAUUCUGGGACGGUGGCUCUCCGAUGAAGAUCUACGAGAAUAUUCUUAAGGGGAAAGUGAAGUAUCCUCCGUACAUCCAGCCACCGGCCCAGGACUUGCUGCAACAGCUGAUCACCGCUGAUCUGACAAAACGGCUGGGAAAUUUGCACGGCGGUGCUGAGGAUGUGAAGAGACAUGCAUGGUUUGCCGAAGUCACAUGGGACAGGCUCGCAAAGAAGGACAUUGAUGCACCAUAUGUCCCACCUGUCAAGGCUGGUGUUGGUGAUGCCAGUCAGUUUGACAAGUACCCAGAGGAAACCGAGCAAUACGGAGCCGGAGGACCGGAUGAACAUGGCCAUUUAUUCACAGACUUCUAAACUCUCAAAGCUCACCGAUGCGCUAGAGGAGUACAUUUAUCCGAUUAAAGAACAUUUUUUAUUCACGGGAAGGAUAGAUUCUUGAUGCACACCAACCAGUUUCCUCAUGGUUGGGAAUGCACGAAGCACAUAUGAUACGAUGAAUGGAUGAAUGCGAUGUGAGGGGCAUGUUGCAUGUCAUGAAAACUGGGAAUGAACCAUUAUUACCGUUGCACUAUAGCGUUAUUCCAAGCUAUCAUAACCUACGCCAGGCUUGCGAAUACUGCAUGUCAUUUUUGGGUAGUUAGACGGGCAUUGGGAAGGUUGGUUCGGGGGUGGGCAGCAAACUUACCAUCAAAUAUGAAAUGUGUUAUCAUUUUCAUCUCUUGCUAUACUUGGGACGGAAUCACAGCACGGAUCGAUUGGGCAGCAGACUUAGCAUUCAAUAUGAAAUGGGU
Molecule: messenger RNA, 2938 nt
Organism: Pseudogymnoascus destructans
Lineage: Eukaryota; Fungi; Ascomycota; Leotiomycetes; Thelebolales; Thelebolaceae
Gene: PKA1
Product: camp-dependent protein kinase catalytic subunit
Exons: 5
Coding region: 1125-2501 (458 amino acids)
Biological process (GO): peptidyl-serine phosphorylation
Cellular component (GO): nucleus; cAMP-dependent protein kinase complex
Molecular function (GO): ATP binding; cAMP-dependent protein kinase activity
Source: RefSeq, a predicted model, not a curated record